Messenger RNA from Pseudoliparis swirei, 3913 nucleotides. RefSeq names its product C1q and TNF related 12 (gene c1qtnf12). The record is from RefSeq and is a predicted model, not a curated record. Lineage: Eukaryota; Metazoa; Chordata; Actinopteri; Perciformes; Liparidae. Gene Ontology annotation, molecular function: hormone activity. The coding region runs from base 953 to 1912 and encodes 319 amino acids. The transcript is spliced from 8 exons.
UGUGAGCUCAGUCAGAGCAAAGCAGCAACUGAGACCAGAAGUACAGGGAGUGCAGAGGCAGAAAGGGACCUACCACACAACAAGUCACUGCUGUCUGACGUGAAAGUUCCACGUGGCCUUGGACUUGAUGACAUGCUGGCACAUGAGUUGUGUCAGACAGAAGCAGAAGAGUAACCUGUAGAGUUUUAUGUUUUAUUAUAUCAGUGAGGAGAAAAGGAAAAACUGGACCUUCUUCAUCUACUCUUGGGCUUAGUUCACUCUGCAUCCCUUGCGCAGGGUUUGCGGACAGACAGUUGAACCCUGAAGCGCAUCUUCUGAUGAGAGCCCAUUGUUUGUGGAUCUUGCGGCUUUUUCAGCAGCCACACGACUCUGCCGGAGACUGGAUCCACUGCACAGCGUGAGAAACAGCAGGAGAGAGCGGGGGGUGGGAAAGAGAAUAUUGCUAUCCAUCCCUAGCCCCCACAGCCCACCCUCAGCUUUGGACGCCCCUCCUCACUGCCUCUUCUUUCCCCCCCCUGAUCCCCCCACCCACACCCCUCUACACCUCACCCACCAACAGAGCAGAAAGCGUGAACAAUCUCACUAAUGGGUUUAUUUGCUGUCAGAUCUGCGCCGAUCUGUCAUUCCCUUGGACCUUUCUGCUUGACACAUUUCAUAGUUGAGUAAGCCUCCUAGCUCUCUGGCUAGAGUUAACAGUGCCCCUGCAACGUUGCGCUGGCUGAGAGCUCAUCAAGAGAGGAGCAACGGCGGCAGCAGUCAGACUGAUAGUCUCUUGGACAGGGAGUCCCUGAAGCUGCAUUCCUCCAGUCUCCUUCCCCCCGUUGGAACUUUGUGUUUGUGAGCCUUGUGGGCAUCCCCCGUUUCUGUCUAAUCCUUCACGGCUGAGUCCUCCACAGAAGAUCCAGGCUGUUUCUGCAGGGAUUCUGGUGCUGAUUUGAAAACCAGGGUGAAGAUGCGGUGUGGGGCUGGGCCUCUGGCCGUGGUGGCUGCAGUGUUUUGGACUCAGUGUGUCCUCCUGGAUGGGGUGGAUGCCAAGAAGGAGAGAAAGAAGCCAAAGGAGGGCACCCCACAACACACAGAGACCUACAAUGCUACUUUUUCCAACAGUGAAGAGGUCGGUGGAAGCGUCACGGUUUCUGACAACCAGCGAGUGGAUCCAUUGGGAUCAUGGAUGGACUUUGUCAAAAGACCGGUUGGCAACUUCCCUGGAAAGUGUCGCAAACGCAAACGACCCCUGCCGGGCCCACCUGGUCCCCCAGGUCCUCCUGGCCCCCAGGGACCUCCUGGGUCUCCUGGAGCUGAAGUGACCCAAGAAGUUCUUCUCCAGGACUUCAAAGACAUGAUUAAAGAGGCUACAGAGAGGAGAACAGCAGCUUUGGAGAGACAAACCAGCCCCAGCCAGCUACCUACAGCUCUCCUCACCCUGGAGGGGACCUCCUACCGGCGAAUAGAGGAGGCUUUCCACUGCAAGCUCAAGGGACCUGUGGUGGUCGACAAGAAGACUCUGGUGGAGCUCCAGAACUUUCAGACACCACCAGCCAAAGGAGCUUUCCUCAGAGGGUCAGGAAUGGACCAGUCCACUGGAAGAUUCACAGCUCCCAUCACUGGGAUCUACCAGUUCUCUGCUAAUGUCCACAUUGACCACAAUGAGGUGAAGAGGAGCAAGAGUCAGCUAAAGGCCAGAGACAAUGUUCGGGUGCUGAUCUGCAUCGAAUCACUCUGCCACAGAUACACCUCACUGGAGAUGAUUGUUGGAUUAGAAAGUAACAGCAAGAUAUUCACUGUCAGCGUGCAGGGCCUACUGGAGCUACAGGCCGGGCAGUACACCUCCAUAUUUGUGGAUAACGCAGCAGGCGCUUCCAUCACAAUACAGAACGGGUCCGAUUUUAUGGGUAUGCUGCUUGGUGUAUAGCCUCACUCAUGAGCAGGGUAUCGUCCAAGCCAUCCACUGCUGCAGUUUUCUUUUCUUUUUUAUCCAAUGGACUGCUUUUGAGCACCAUCACACAUCAUCAAACCACAGAGGAGAUUUAAAGGAAGGAAAUGAGGCUGACAUGGACUUGACCGCUUGUCGGAUGGUGAAGGGACAGUGUGAAGAACUCAAGGACUGAGUUUUGUUUUUCACAGUGCAUCACUGACACUUCCCGUAAGAACUUGGAUGCCUGUUGCUUCACCGAAAAAAGAAAUACCCCCACAAAAAAACAGUGAAUAUGUCUGUUACAGUGUGUUUGUUGGAGUUCGUUGAAGACCUUUUGCGGGAAACCAAAUAUCAAUGUUUUUAAUGUUCUCUGGAUAGACAUUGGAAGACGUUUGAUGUACACUGACAUGUUGAUGUUUUCAGUCUACAUGAUGUAUUAUGUACACACUCAUUAACUAUAGUUGUAUUUUUAUCAUGGAUUGAAUCUCACAUUUAUAUAUGGUAUAUGGUACAUAGACUGUGAGUACACUGGACAAUGGAAAUAUGCUCAAUAGACAGAAUACAAGCCACAAGAUCUUGUCCCACUUAUAUAAUGACAUGUUUCGUAACGCAACUAUUUGCAUAUUUUCGCCAUGCUAGCGGCGUAGCAGUGUCGGACGUUGGGCCCACCAUUUUGGUUCAGACCAAAGUCUCUCAAGAACUUUUUAAUGAAUUUCCAAGACAUUUUGCAUGGACUUUCAUGGUCCCAUGAGAAUAAAUGCUCCUGACUUUGGUGAUCCACUUUCGUGUUUCCUCACCAUGAGGUUGACAUUUGUGAUUUUUAGCGAAAUAUUGUAAUUGUUGGAUGGAUUGGCUUCAAAGUCGCUACGCACAUUCAUGUCUCCCUCAGGAAGAUAUAUAACUGAUGUUAGCAUGCUGAUACAAGAUGGUAAACAUUUUACCUGCUUAACAUCAGCAUGUUAGCAUUGCACAUUGUGAGCAUAUUAGCACGCUGGUCAGAAUCAGCUUUUCAUGUAUGUGUGCACAUACAUGGAAUUUGACUCCGGUUACACGUACGCUCUCAUCGUACAUAGGCCUACAUGUAAUAUACAAAUAACAAGAUAAAUAUAAAAAUACAUUAAAGUGAACAGAGUAGCAACAUUAACAUUUAACAAGUACCUCAAAUAUAAAAACAAUGACAAUGAAUUGAUGUAAGGAUUUAAGAACCAUUGUCCCGUAUAGAGCCGCUAGCAUGGCUGUAGACUAUAAAGGCAAAUUCACAUGACAACAGAAGAACAAGGGUCUCGCGGUCCGCGUUGGUCGGUACAACAAUGAACACUCCGUGACUCCCAUUGGUGCUGUACAGGUUCUUAGCCAGAUGUAAACCUUCAACACUUUUCAAGCCAUUUAAGAUAAUAGAAUACCUAAAAGUCUGUACAUUAUUUUGGGGAAAACCCAAUAGCUGCCAAAGAAAAAAAACAAAAGGAAUUUGGUCUUUCAGGUCCAGCAGUGGUUCACAGCGAUCGGCUUCGCCCACAACUUUCUGCAAACCGCAGACAUCCUCACAGAGCUUUCACAACACACCACAAUAAUGGAGGAGGCGCGUGCCAAAGCUGUUUUUCCACGAUAAUGUGAAUAUACCUUUUAGUCUUGUUAAAAUUUGCCAGACAAAUUGAGAUCCACCUUUUAACCAAGGAUAACUUCUUUUUUUUAACUGUAAGAUUAUUUUUACAGUCGGAUUUGUGUUUUCAUUUAUUAUCUGUUUAUUAUUUACUGUAUUUUAUUAUUUUCUUGAUAGAUGUUUGUAAUUUAUAAUAAAUACUACACCAGUAACAUUGGAAAGCAUUGAAAUUGUAUAUGGUAUUUAUGUUUGAGGAAAUGUACGAAUCACUUGUUGAUUGACACUCUUGUGGACUCUUGUGAAACCACAGAUUAUUGCAAAGAUACAAUUAUAUCUUUUGCUAUUUUUCUAUUACCCAUACUAUGCUGUAAUUUGUAAUAACACUUUUUUAAAGUUGC